Molecule: messenger RNA, 1623 nt
Organism: Manduca sexta (tobacco hornworm)
Lineage: Eukaryota; Metazoa; Arthropoda; Insecta; Lepidoptera; Sphingidae
Product: probable RNA-binding protein 18
Exons: 4
Coding region: 226-810 (194 amino acids)
Molecular function (GO): RNA binding
Source: RefSeq, a predicted model, not a curated record
CAAUCUUUGUCAAUAUUGAUUGAUUGUCAAUUGUCAUUAUACCUGCUGUCAAUUGUCAUUCCUAAAAAUACAAGCGUAAUUCGUAAUUUCACAACGAUGCAUAUUUUAUUAUAAUUUUAACCGAUAUUGUGGUGUAUUUAUUUAAUAACAGUCUUAUGAUGGUAUUAUAACAUCGAAUUGUUUAUAGAAUAGUAGUUAAUUAGUCAUAGUGCGUGAAUUACAGUCAUGGAGGGAGCGACGGUACCAUUACAACUAGAGCCUGUGUUGCAGAAUGAUGUGUCUGACAAGAGACUGUGGAUUGGAAACCUCGAACCGAGAGUCAAUGAGUACCAAUUACUGAAAAUGGUCCGCGUCUACGGCAAUAUCGAGAAGUUCGACAUGCUGUUUCAUCGCAGUGGACCCAAUGCGGGACAGCCGCGGGGCUUUGCGUUCGUCACAUACAAGAUGAGGCAGGAUGCUAUCAAAGCCAUGAACUCACUCAAUGGUCAGAUGUUAGGCUCAAAACGUAUCUGCGUUAAGUUUGCAAAGAAUAUUUUGGAAGAACAAGAGAAGCCAAAACCAGAAUUAGGUAUUGCUGCCCUCGCCGGUGCCAAGCCAGAAAUCAAACUUAGCAAGAAAACCGCAAUACAGUCUAUUGAAGCAAAACUAAACAUGAUGGAAAGCAUGAACCCUGGUGAUGACUUUGUAGUGAAUAAGCUAGCGGCUCAUGAGACACCAGUAAUCACACAGUACCAGAAUAAACAGCAUCAGCCACCAAAUAAGUCUAUAAGUACCUUUAGGCGACGCCAUCCAUAUCACAAAAAAAGAUAGAUCAAGACUUUGUUUGUUAGUUUAUAAGUUGCACAGUAUUUGAAGAAUAUGGCUGAUUUAAAUUGGUCAAUUGCUGCUGCUUGGGAUCUUAGUUUCCAUCUUACGUAAUAUUAUCUAUAUUUCAGAAGAUACAAUUGCAUUUUAUUUAUAAUCAGAUCUUUGUUAUGGUGAUAUUAGAUAUGAGGGUCGACUCUAGAAAUCAUAUUAGGUCUGGUCCACUUCAUAAUGUGAGGAUAGCAAAAUUGUGCUAAAAACUAAAUAAGACGCUUUGUCUAGGACUGAAUUGGCUUGAUACAAUCUUAUAUUGACUAAUUUGAAUGAGCCAUUAGAUUAUAAGGAUUAUUGUAAGAUCUGUGCAGUGAGAUCGCGUUUAAAGUUCUAUUUGAGCUCUCUAGAUACUAAAGUACUAAAACAGUAAAUUUAAAAUAGUUGUGUAUAGUCAGCAACAAAAAUAGAUGAGCAAAUUCAAAACAAUGUUAUCUUGAUACAUUUUUUUUUAUUUAUUCUGAUUGUAAAUCCAUGGUAUUUUGUUUUUCAUAAAAAGUAUAAAAGCAAUUUGAAGUUUUUAUUGGAUCAGCUAUUUUUGUUGAUGAAUAUCUUAUGACAGCCAUGAUAACAUUUUAAAAUAUUAAAUGAUUCCAUUGUAGUUGAGCAAUUUUUCCCAAAGUAGCACUUUUACCAAAUAAUUCUGCAUGUUGUAAUACUUCCUUAUAGAAUGAAAUUAGUAAUAAGUAAAUAGAACUUUAGGCGUAAUUUUGUUGUAGUCAUGUGUUCAUUGUAAGUUGUAGUUAAUUGUGAAAUUAAAUAUGAUAG